Lobosporangium transversale is the source of this 1728-nucleotide messenger RNA. RefSeq lists its product as hypothetical. Bases 1 to 1728 code for a protein of 575 amino acids. The transcript has a single exon. Lineage: Eukaryota; Fungi; Mortierellomycota; Mortierellomycetes; Mortierellales; Mortierellaceae. The record is from RefSeq and is a predicted model, not a curated record.
AUGUCAGCACGCACAAUCCAUCCUCGUUCUUUUAUUCUCAACGCCCAGCCCCAUUACAAUGUGUUCCUGAGAUCCUUUCUCCAAAGGUGCAGCCUACUAGUUCCACCCCAUCGAUCCAGUCUAUCCUUUGCGCUAUCAUCUGCUCCAGAACCGAUAUAUGACACUCCUUUAUUUCAACCAUCAUCCCCUUCCUCCCUCUCUUACUCAACACACUCAACAUCCUCUUCAGUACGGCUCCGUAUCCAUUCAUCAGGCCCUAAACGGAACGACUCUGACUGGACGCCUGAGCAUGAUUCGAUACUUCUGUCCCUUCGCGCCCAAGGAAAGACUUGGACUCAGAUUGGAGAAGCUCUUGGUCGCUCCCGACAAGCAUGCAAUCGGCGGUUUGAUUCUGUACUCAAUCCUGAAAGCGGUGAAGCCUUCUGGAAAUCACAACCACACAAAAACCAUUUGCUCAAGGAGUACGUCCGUCAGCGUCAAAGUUGGAAAACCAUCGCUCACCAUUUAGGGACUAAGGCAUCAGCAUGUGAAAGGCAAUGGAGGAUCCUGGCACGUCAAAGCCAAGCUCAGGGUCAAAAUCAAGGACAUAGCAUGGAUCAUGAAGACGGUAGGGAUGAUAUGGAACAUCUUGGGCCUAGUAGAGUAAAUGCGCUAUCAUCAUUAGACAGGGUUAGCAUAACAAGCGUCAAUAGAAUUCGGUGGACGGCGGCCCAGGUACAACGCCUCAAGCAUGCAGUGGCCGAAUAUGGCUUAAACAACUGGGAGACGAUUGCAAAUAGUGUCUUUGAUGGACAAUUCACGCCGACCUAUCUUCGACGUCAGUAUACAAAGCUGGAGCAGAGGAGGAAAGUCUGGAGAGAGCAACAAGAUAAGGAACUCUCCUCGGCAGUCAUGAAUCUUUACAAAAGUCUAUUUCCAACACUACCAACCCCAUCAUCGUCUGAAUCAGUUUCACCAAAAAUAAUGGAUGAUGUACUCUCACAAAACCAAUGGGAUAUGGUCGCAAAAUCUAUAUCCGGGGAACAUUCGGCCUCGGAAUGUAGGGCUCAUUGGUUGAGGAUGCAGCUAUGGGCACUAAGUAGGCAGCUACGGGGCCGCAAAAACGUGUCAGUAGACGCAAUAGAUCAUGAUGGUGAUGGAAACAAUCAUAAUAUACAUCAGCAGAAUGCACCUGCUAGUUCAUCAGAAUCAUGUAUUGCUAGUGCUUCCCAGGAUGAAAGGGGAUUAUGGACACUACAGCAAAGCCAACGACUAGAAUCAAUCAUCAAGUCUAUGAAAGAAAGCGCCAGCAUCUCCGACACAAGUAACACCAUGUUUACCAUCGAUUGGGACAAAGUGUCGGCUUUGAUGGACCAUAAAUUUACAAAACAACAGUGCAAGAGCCGCUGGAAUCGUAUGCUAAGGCAGGUUCAGGGUUCCACAACAUCCGGACGAUGGGACGAAGAAGAAAUCGAGAACCUAGUGGUGGGCGUAUACAACCUUGGACCACAAUGGGCAGAGAUUAGGCGGAACUGGGUCCAUGGGCGUGCUCCGACGUUCAUUCAAGGGAAAUGGGUGAGCAUCCGAAAUAAAGUUUAUAAUGAAAUGGUCGUUCAACGAUGGACUUGGAUGCAGGCCAGCAUAGAAAUCUAUGGGCAACAUAUUGGCGAAACACUGGGCAAGGUUGCUGAACGCUGGCCCUCACUCUGUGAAAUGCCCACCAGGCAUCAAAAACAUAAACCAAAGUGA